This is a messenger RNA of Cololabis saira (Pacific saury), 3165 nucleotides long. It is a transcript of the gene rfx2, whose product is annotated as regulatory factor X, 2 (influences HLA class II expression). The coding region runs from base 124 to 2334 and encodes 736 amino acids. Lineage: Eukaryota; Metazoa; Chordata; Actinopteri; Beloniformes; Belonidae. Gene Ontology annotation, molecular function: RNA polymerase II cis-regulatory region sequence-specific DNA binding; DNA-binding transcription factor activity, RNA polymerase II-specific. Gene Ontology annotation, biological process: regulation of transcription by RNA polymerase II. Gene Ontology annotation, cellular component: nucleus. The record is from RefSeq and is a predicted model, not a curated record. The transcript is spliced from 18 exons.
GAGACAGUUACUUACCAACGGCGCAACACUCAGCAACAGCAGCAGCAUCUGGAGUCACGGCGGAGUGGGAGAAAGGUGGAAAACAGAGCAGAGCUCGGGCACAACUUUUACUCAAGGCGAAGGAUGCAGAACUCUGAGGGAGGGUCCGAUACCACGACAAGCGUGGCAGCAUUGCGGACAUCAUCAUCAGCUCAGGCUCCUGUGGUCCAGCCUGUUCCAGCCUCUCAGCAGAGGGUGCUGGUUCAAGCCACAGGCUCAUCUCAGAAAGGAGGACAAGUACAACAGCUUUCAGUACCCAGGGUCCAACAGGUGCCUCAGCAGGUGCAACAGGUACAACAUAUAUACCCAUCCCAAGUCCAGUACGUAGGAGAAAGUGGAGAUGCUGUUUACACCAAUGGGACUAUCCGAGCAGCCUAUUCCUACAACCCUGAGACUCAGCUGUACGGGCAGAGCAGUGGGGGAACGUACUUUGACUCUCAGGCUGGUGGAGCCCACGUAACCACAGUGGUGUCCUCCGCCAGCGGCGGUGCCCCCCCUCACGGCAUGGUCGGCAUUGCCAUGGAUGUGAGUAGUAGCCACAUCAUCUCAAGUGGCAGCACCUACCUGAUCCAUGGUGGAAGUAUGGAGGGAGGUCGCAACCAUGUGUCACACUCCUCACGCUCCUCCUCAGCUAUGCUUGAAAUGGCGAUUGAAAACCUCCAAAAGUCUGAUGGAAUUGCAAGUCACAAAAGCAGCCUGCUCAACAGCCAUUUGCAGUGGCUGCUGGACAACUAUGAGACAGCGGAGGGAGUGAGCCUUCCCCGGUGCUCCCUGUAUAACCAUUACUUACGGCACUGUCAGGAGCAGAAGCUGGAUCCGGUCAACGCAGCCUCCUUCGGCAAACUCAUCCGGUCGGUGUUUAUGGGCCUGAGAACUCGCCGCCUGGGCACCAGAGGCAACUCUAAGUAUCAUUACUAUGGUAUCCGGGUGAAGCCAGACUCACCGCUCAACCGGCUGCAGGAGGACACCCAGUACAUGGCCAUGAGGCAGCAGCCGGUCCACCAGAAACAAAGGUUCAAGCCUCUGCAGAAGGUGGACAGCAUGUCCGACAGCCUGUGUGUGAGCUCGCAGCACUGCAGCAGCACUCCAGAGCAAUCUGUGGCCGCUCAAAGCCAACACCACCAGCAGUACAUAGAUACGUCUCACAGCUUACCUCCCUUUCCCUCUCCUGACCUGGGCACCCAGCCUUUACCUGAGCGCAUCAACAUGAAUGACAUCAAGAAGCUGCAAACGCUCUACAGAGACCACUGCGAGGCUACUCUGGAUGUGGUGAUGAAUCUCCAGUUCCACUAUAUUGAGAAACUCUGGCAAACCUUUUGGUAUUCGACAUCGCCAUCUAGUGAUGGAAGCACAACUAUCACCAGCAGUGAUGACGACAUGGAGGGUGUCAUUCCCAGCGAGAAGCUCGUGGCUCUGUGUAAAUAUGAACCGAUCAGACUAUGGAUGAGGAGCUGCGAUCACAUCCUGUACCAGGCCCUGGUGGAGAUCCUCAUCCCCGACGUGCUGCGUCCCGUUCCCAGCACUCUUACUCAGGCCAUCCGAAACUUUGCCAAGAGUCUGGAGGGCUGGCUGACUAACGCCAUGACCAGCUUCCCACAGGAGAUUGUUCGCACAAAGGUGGCAGUGGUCAGUGCGUUCGCUCAGACCUUGAGACGCUACACCAGCCUGAACCACCUGGCCCAGGCGGCCCGGGCCGUCCUCCAGAACACCUCCCAGAUCAACCAGAUGCUCUCAGACCUCAACAGGGUGGACUUCGCUAACGUCCAGGAGCAGGCGUCGUGGGUGUGCCAGUGUGACGAGAGCGUGGUGCAGCGUUUGGAGCAGGACUUCAAGGUCACCCUGCAGCAGCAGAGCUCCCUGGACCAGUGGGCCACCUGGCUGGACAAUGUGGUGUCCCAGGUGCUGAAGCCUCACCAGGGGAGCCCCAGCUUCCCCAAAGCUGCUCGCCAGUUCCUGCUCAAAUGGUCCUUCUACAGCUCGAUGGUGAUCAGAGAUCUGACCCUGCGCAGCGCUGCCAGUUUCGGCUCCUUCCACCUGAUCCGUCUGCUGUACGACGAGUACAUGUUCUACCUGGUGGAGCACCGCGUGGCCCAGGCCACGGGGGAAACUCCCAUCGCCGUCAUGGGAGAGUUCAGCGACCUGAGCUCUAUGAUGCCACCGCUCAUGGAAGAAGACGCAUCUUUCUCCGAUGAGAUGAGCACUUUGGGCAGCGAUGCCGACGUGUCCCGAGCUCCUUCCGAACCGGCCGUGAAGAGGGAACGGAUCGACAUCAGCCACCCUCUGCAGGAGAUGUGAGUCCAGCCUGACCGCCACAGGGACCAGCAGCCGGGCCAGGAGGGGGCUCCAGGAACCGUUGGGGAUGCAGCCGGUGUGAAAUGUAAAUACUGAGAGUGUAGCAGUGUCAGUCAUCCCGUCACUAAUGUGUAAGAGGACAGUGUCCCCACUCCCUUUCCCCUCCUUCUCCAGCUCAUGAGGGUGUAAGACAGGUCCGAUUGUGUUUCUGUUUAUGAUGCAACUGUGAAUGACUUUGUGCAGUACCUUCUUCUUGGAUGUAUAAGUUGAGAGGUAGCGUGUGGCGUUUGUGAUUCAUCUUCUCCUCCCUCUUGCUCUAUUUUUCUUUUUUUUUCGAUUUAAAUUAGCUGUGCCAGUGUCAUUUGAGUGCCUUAGAUUGCUAACUUUGAAAUGACCACUACAGAUGUCUUAUCUGUCCUUCAGCCGUGCCUCUACUGCAGUAUGAAUGUAUCGUCUCCUAACCUCAAACAUUCAAAGAAGCACCUUUUUCAAGUUGUUUCGGUGUCGGCGUGCUCUUCUCUUCUGGUUGCCUUUGCUGCAGCUCGUAGCAAAACACAUGUGGGGGGUGAAGAAGGUUAGAAUAUAAAUAAAUCCGGGCAGCCCACUGACCCGAAGGGUCCGUGUACUUCGCGGCCAUCCGUUUUUUGUCUUGAAAUGACAAAAUAAAAAUAGAGAAAUAUCCAAAAUAAUCAGUUUCUCAUCUUUUGUUUUAGAAAACGGAUCGUUAUCCGUUAUCCGUUUUCAUUGAUGUGUUUGAAAAUCGAAAUUGGGAAUUAAAACAGCAAGUGGAAAACUCUUUUCUCCAUUUCCUAUUCGUUUCCAGUGGGGGGGACA